Molecule: messenger RNA, 1708 nt
Organism: Pollicipes pollicipes
Lineage: Eukaryota; Metazoa; Arthropoda; Thecostraca; Pollicipedomorpha; Pollicipedidae
Product: DNA-directed RNA polymerase III subunit RPC3
Biological process (GO): DNA-templated transcription
Cellular component (GO): RNA polymerase III complex
Molecular function (GO): single-stranded DNA binding
Source: RefSeq, a predicted model, not a curated record
UCAUGGGUUUGUGGGCGUUGACCGAAGGCUGCACAUGUUAAGUGUGGCAUGAUGUUUCCCCCAUUCUGUCACACGUGUUGAAACAACUGACCCCGUGUCGUUCAAGUGUUGCAUGCAUAGCAAUAUCAGUAUGUCAGAAGUAGCUGUCCUAGUUUGAGUGCUAAAAGAUUGAUGCAAAACUGAAAGAUAUUUACCCCAAAUGGAUUACCAUAAUAAAGGUUGCACAAGAAUGUUUAGGGGUGUAAGUAUGCCAGGCCAAGGGUACAUGGUCAUAGUUAAAGCAGAAAAGGAAGUUUACAUGUGAGAGAUAACCUUUCCCAUGCAGGUAACCUUUUCAUAUAACUUUAUUAUCUCCAUUAGAAGUAACCCUUUCUCAUGCAGAAGCAGAGGCCUGCAGAAGUGCAGCAUUGGUGCCAGAAGCACCAUGUCACAAGUGCUGGGUCAGCUUUGUGCUCAGGUGGCUGGGGACACCUUUGGACCAGUUGUGAAGUCUGUGGUGAAGUACCUCUUUGUGGCUGGCACACGCCCCCUUAUGGCCAUCGUAGUCAACUCACCAUACCAGCGCAAUGAGGUCAAGCUGGCGGUGCAGGUGCUGCUGCAGCACCACCUGGUGACGUUCGGUGUGGCUCGCACGGGGGCAGCCGACUACACCCUGCACCCGCAGCGGGUGCUGCUGCUGCUGAGAUACUCCAGGUUCCUGCUGCUGAUCAGGACGCGCUUCGGUAGUCAACAAGAGGUGCUGCUAGAUGAGCUGUUGCGGCAAGGGCAGGACACCGCCUUCAACAUCGUUGUUCGUGCUACCAAACGGAUCAACGAAUCUAUGGAAGAGGGCGGCAAGGCCGUGCCGGCAGCAACCAUCCGAGACAAAUUCCUCGAGAUGGUUCGCGGCCAGUACUUCCAGCGCUGCGCCACGGUGGCACCGCCUGCCGACGCGACUGCAGCGCCACCUGCAGACGCGACGGUGGCGCCGCCCGCGGAGGGCGUGCCGCAGUUGCUGGAGGUGGAAGGCGAGCGGGCUUUCGCGCCGCCGCAGCUGGACAUGGGGGUCGUGCAGCGGGCCGUGGACGGAAAGCCUGGCAGGCCGCCGCCACCCGACCCGGUCAGGUGGCGGGUCAACUUCUCCCGGCUGGACGAGGAGUUCAGGGACCAGCUGGUGCUGCACUCGGUGUCGCGCACGUGCGGCGAGCCGGCGGCGGACGUGAUGCGUCACCUGAUGGCGCUGGCGGCGCAGGCGAGUCCCGCCUGGGCACCCACCUCCAACCCGGUGUCGCUGACCGAGCUGAAGGACCGGCUGGCGCGGCUGGCCGGCACCGUGCACGCUGACGCCGUCAGCUACAGCGAGCAGUACGUCCGCAUCAUGAGCGAGGGCGAGACGCCCUAUCUGUCCCGCUACGGCGACGCCGGCGGCGGCCAGUACGUGCUCAACAUGAAGCGCAUCCUCCAGAACUUUGGCUGGGCCGUGGCCGAGAACGUGGUGCAGGAGCGGUUUGGCUCGCGCGCCGGCCGCAUCUUCCGCCUCAUCCGGGCCAAGCGGUACGUGGAGCAGGACAAGAUCCACGAGUGGGCCAUGAUCCCGCCCAAGGAGGCCAAGCUGCUGACCUACCAGCUGCACCGGGCCACGUUCGUCAACGUGUGUGACCUGCGGAAGCCGGGCCAGCAGGUGACGCCCGGCCGCGUCGUCAUCCUCUUUCACCUGGACGCCAACCAC